UGUCAGCAGUCUCCCCGUACAAUAUCGUUGAUUCAAACUAUUAUAAUUAAACAUUUUAAACUGUCAGCUUCCAACUGUGCAACAUAGCAGUAUGCUAGAUUUCUCUAGCAGACGACGUAAAUCUCCUGAAGCCCAAAUAACAUGCCUCGUUUUUGGGAUAUUGACUAUUAUUCAGAGGUUGUUGCUGACAGACGAAACUUGCUGAAUAAGGCAUUACUGCUAGCCCUUCCUCCACAAAAAGUUAGUCAUGGACUGAAUUGUUGUUUGCCUUGCUCAGCUGGACAUGUGAUAAAUUCUUUCAGAUUUUCAUAUGACAGUAUUGCCGAAAAUGCAAUGAGUCCUUUAGAAUGGUUAGAGAGCUGCCCAAGGAUCAACAUUACAUCAGAUUUGGAAGCCUUCGAAAGUGACAGUUUGUGUCAAAGAACAGAACGGAUACCACUAGAGGUUGUUCCAAGUUCAAAUCCUGACUCUGAGUCAAGCUUAUCUGAGGCAGCAAUAAAUGCUCAGACUGAUGACACAACAGCCUCCCAAAAUGAUUGUCUUGAGUUUACAAGUCCAAGUAUUUUAAAAGAAAGAUUCCAUCCGAUAUGUUUGGAAAAUGAUACAAAGCAGAAACAGCAGAAUGAAAUGAGCAGAACAGUCGAAGAGGCGAAAAAAUAUCUAAAGGAGGAAUUGGAAGAAUUGUGGUGCCAGAACGAGCUAAAGCUGACAAUUUCACGUUUGCCUUCUCCGUCUUUGUUGGUCUCAAGACUCCAUAUUUUAGAAUUAUCUGACCCUUUUGUCAAAGCUGACGGUGAAAUAUUGAAAGAAUCUGAUUUUUUCAAGAAAUGUGGUCUUAACUCUUUUGAGACGGAUCGUUCUGUCAUUGCUGAAGUCAAAGAAGUCCAGGAUGAUUCCUUUACAAAGCACAAUUUUAACUGCAAUGAAAAGGAGCAAUUCUUGCUUCCUCGAGUGGAAAAGACUGACUGGGCUUCUCUUCAAGAUGUCUGCAACAUAGAUCAUGUCAGAAAAAAUGUUCUGUCCUCUGACUUCUUGGAGAUAUUGGAUGUUGGGUCAGUCAGUAAAGAUGACCUCUUGUUUAUUACAGCCAACAUUGUUGAACGUGAAAAGAUUGAGCAAAUGGAUGAUAGUCUCUCGCACUCAAGCUAUUGUCCCCAGCUGUUGUCUCUCAAGGAGCUGAAUGAAAUUGGAUGCGGCUCAUCUUUCGAGAAAAUAGACCAAUCAAGCAGCUCUCCAUUCAUGAAUUUGCAAUAUAUUUCUAUAGUAGAUGAUGAAAACCUGGAAAACUGCCUUGAAAUGGCUUCAAAGCAUUUGAAAGUGAAACCAGAAGAAGGGCUUGGAUCUAAGUUGUGUCUUCUGAAAGAUGAACAAAUUUAUAACUAUGAACAGUUGAUGCAAAGUGGAGAAAAACAAUUUGAUUCAGCCCAGUUGCCAGAGCCAUCCCUAGUAUCAUCAAAACUUGAAAGCAGGUGUUCUACCGUGAAUGAGUUGUUAGAUACUUUAAAACUACAGCCACUGGAGAGGACAAAUGAGACCUCAGACUACAAUUGCCAUCAUAAAGAAUAUUCAACCCUUUCAGUGGGAAAAUUUGUUUCAGAUGUGACCCUGCCCAGGUCUUAUGACUCAGACAUAUUUAGUGAGAUUUUUUCAUCAAAGUCAGAUGUCCAGUUUCAAGAAGAUCAUCAUGAGAAACAAGAAGUCAACAUUACUAAAGCAGACAGUGUGGAUAGUACAUUGGAAACCAGUUUCUGGAACAAGAGCAGAGAGGAAGUUGGACAAAAUUGUGAGAUGGCUGCUGAUGACUUCACAAUGGAUAUGGCUCCAUUAGAUUCUUUUAUGCACGUUCUGUCCAAGAAUUCUUCCCCAAAGAAAGCAAGACUACCAUCAUCAUCAGAUCAAAAGGUUUUACAUCCCAGCCUUGAAAUGGUAUCAAGGGAGCAAAAAAUAAGAAGCCCCCAAACAGAAAUGUUCAAGUCAAUUGAAGUUCCAUUUGCAGGACAUUUCGAACAACCAAUGCAGUGUUUACUGGCAUCUGUAGCUCCACAUUUUGAAAGGGUAAAGGCCAGCUCUCUGAUCAAGCCAGGAACCUCGCUCUUAUCUGUGCCUUUGGGUAUAACACGCUUCUUACUGAAAGGAAUGCGACAGCAGUGUUCUAGUCAGCAAACAAUAAGCAAAGAGGAUAGAGAUCUCUCCAAAAGCCUUUCAGUACUUCACGUUCACAGGGUUGCGGCAGAACUUCUUCUCAAUGCAUGUUUUGAAAGUGUGAUAACUUAUCUUUCUACUACUGCGGAUUCAAGUUCUUUAAGCUUAGGAGAUACUUUAGAAGAUCUACGUCAACAUCUGUUCCAAUGGCAGUGUAAAUUUCUGAGGGCCAGUAUAAAGCACCCUAAACUUGCUGUGAUGAUUGACCAAGUGCACACGUUUGCUGCACAAAGCCCCGAGUCAAAGAUUCUCGUCAUAAUUGUCAAGCAAGUACCUGAACUUCUCCGAGUAGUCACAAACUACUUAUCAGAAUCAGGAAGCUUAACUGUUACGGUCAUAAAGGACAGACAGCAGAAGAUUAACUCUGCCUCUGACACAAAAGACAAAACAGUUGUCUAUGUCUCGGACAUUCCUACAAUACUCACUGAGGAAUUUCUCAGUGAAUUUUCCUUGGUGUUGGAAUACGAUGACAGCCCAUCAGCAGCUUCAGUAGCCAAAGAGCAUUGUCAGCUUGAAAAGAUUCCUUAUAUUGGCUUACAUUCUUUCUUUGCUGGUGAUGAUGUUGUUAAAGAAGAAUUUGUUGCAAAAGAAAGAGUCCCACCCUUCACUGUAGUUAGCUCAACUGAGGUGACCCAAUACAGGGAACUAUUGCAGCUCUUGGAGUGUAGGCACAAUAUAACGGUGAUCGAGCGUGACUACACAAUGCUCAGUAAAAAUAUGGAUGACUUCUACCACGCAGAUCUCAUUGUGAGCCCUUUUCACAGCAUUGUAUUACUGCCACUGCAUGAAGUUAGUGAGGACUGGGACUUGGAUGCUUUUGUGAGAAGACUGGUUGCCCUUGGACUCCAGUUCUCGCACUGUUAUGUCAUUGCUCAUUGCAUUGGAAGCCCAAACAGAUAUAUGCUGGACAAACAGAGGAACACGAACUUGUAUAAGUUGAGAGGAUCACUGUCGAAUCUUAGUGGAGCAUCAAAAAACUUCAAAUGCUCCUACAAGGUAAGAUUGUUCCUUGUAAAUCUUAAUAUUGAAUUACCAACCAAAACUUUGACAGGGCUUGAGACUUUUCACUUAAAAAGUGCCUGUGUUAAAAGAAUAAAAAUAAUUCAAUCUCUGUGUAAGACCUUCUGGGAUCCUAUUAAACGAACUAUGUAA
Aplysia californica (California sea hare) is the source of this 3354-nucleotide messenger RNA. RefSeq lists its product as uncharacterized. Gene Ontology annotation, molecular function: single-stranded DNA binding; ATP hydrolysis activity. The transcript has 22 exons. The record is from RefSeq and is a predicted model, not a curated record. The coding region runs from base 142 to 3354 and encodes 1070 amino acids. Gene Ontology annotation, cellular component: condensed nuclear chromosome. Gene Ontology annotation, biological process: resolution of meiotic recombination intermediates. Lineage: Eukaryota; Metazoa; Mollusca; Gastropoda; Aplysiida; Aplysiidae.